AAUGAAUCAUCGCGCUCUCUCUCUCUCUCUCUCUCUCUCUCUCUCUCUCUCCCCGUGUGUCUGAAUCGAGGCAAUGGAGGUCUCUUUGUUUUCUACAACCUCAACUGGAUUAUUCGGUUCUUCAUCAGAAACCCUAAUUCGGGAUAGAUUUCAAUGUCGAAUGUCGUUCGUACUGUACAGCGGUUUUUCCCCAUCCUAUAUGCAGUUUACUAUAUUGAUGCAGCACAGUCAUUAACACAGAGUUUGCAAACAGAGAUAUCGUUUCCCCAAAGAAAAAGGCUUCUGACUUGGAACCGAGUUUCUGUCUCCAUUUCGCCAAGUAAAGGAGCUGAGCGAUUGGGUCGAACGGAAUUUCACCUUCUAAAGAGACACAGCCUGCAGGUGGCAUGUAGCCAAAAGAAGGAAGUUCAUGUGGUAGAGGCCAGCUGCAUGGAUGACAUAUACAAUGCUUUGGCUGAACGUCUUGUUCCAACAGCAGCAGUAGCUUCAAAUCCUAAUUUCAAGCACAUUGUGGGUUUGGCUGGUCCUCCUGGUGCUGGGAAGAGCACUAUUGCAAAUGAAAUAGUUCGGCGAGUAAAUAAGUUAUGGCCUGAAAAGUCAUGUUCUUUCGAUUCACAAGUCGAUCCACCAGAAGUGGCUGCAGUCCUUCCAAUGGAUGGGUUCCACCUUUAUCGUCAUCAACUGGAUGCAAUGGAGGAUCCAGAGGAAGCUCACGCGAGAAGGGGUGCUCCAUGGACAUUUGAUCCUGAACUACUGCUCAAGUGUCUCAAUACUUUAAGAGUUCAGGGAUCAGUUUAUGCUCCUUCAUUUGACCAUGGCGUUGGAGAUCCAGUGAAAGAUGACAUUUUUGUGAACCUGCAACACAAGGUGGUGAUAGUGGAAGGUAAUUAUCUGCUGUUGGACAAAGGGGUUUGGAAGGAUAUAUCAUCUGUUUUUGAUGAGAAGUGGUUCAUCGAGGUUGACAUUGAGACAACAAUGCAACGGGUUUUAAAGAGACAUAUAUUGACUGGAAAGCCUCCGGAUGUUGCUAAAUGGCGGAUAGAACACAAUGACCAGCCUAAUGCAGAGCUCAUAAUGAAGUCGAAGAAAAAUGCAGAUUUGAUUAUCAAGUCGGUUGAUCUCUGAAUUUGAAUCCACACCUGUAACCAGAAGAUAGACAAUGGUCAAUUCAGUUCAAUCCUGUUAUAAUAAGGAGAAACAGUCUAAUAAUGGAGAAGGCAUAAACAAGUUGACCAAAAGUGAAAAUGUAGCCAUCUUUUCAACUGAAUCGGAUCCGGCUUCAAGGUUGGUGAAUCCAUUUUGCUCUCAAGUUAUUAUAGUACAAAAUAAAGGUAGCAGUUAGAACUUUCUCGUUUCAUUGUAUGAUACUAGUAACUCUCUACUUCAUUCAGUUUAAUUCAUUUUUUCACAAAGGUUUGAUA
Messenger RNA from Rhododendron vialii, 1421 nucleotides. Its product is annotated as putative uridine kinase C227.14. The transcript has 13 exons. The record is from RefSeq and is a predicted model, not a curated record. Gene Ontology annotation, cellular component: cytoplasm. Gene Ontology annotation, molecular function: kinase activity; ATP binding. NCBI's taxonomy places the organism in Eukaryota, Viridiplantae, Streptophyta, Magnoliopsida, Ericales, Ericaceae. Bases 154 to 1125 code for a protein of 323 amino acids.